This is a messenger RNA of Trypanosoma cruzi, 591 nucleotides long. RefSeq lists its product as uncharacterized. Bases 1 to 591 code for a protein of 196 amino acids. The transcript has a single exon. Lineage: Eukaryota; Euglenozoa; Kinetoplastea; Trypanosomatida; Trypanosomatidae. The record is from RefSeq and is a predicted model, not a curated record.
AUGCGUAGGAUCACGGCGUUUUGCUUGAAAUCACUUGUCGCCACGUGUGCGCGGAGCAUAGCAACGGGUGGACGUGUCACAAACGAAGAUCGCCGCUGGUGGUUAAUUCACUUGGAGUGUGCGCCCGAUGUCACGCCGGGUACAUUUGUCGCGUGGCUUGAUUGCUGCGGCACGCACACCACCAAGAAGCUGAUUGAGCGAAACAUAUGGACCAUUGAGCAGGUGGCACAGCUGGACUCCGAUCAGGUGGACGAAUUGAAGUAUAGGGAGGGGUGUUUGAAAAUGGAUGUCGUCUGGGAACAUGCCCGCACCAUUCUCAUACCGCUGCAGCAACGUGAGGCAACUGGCGGCGUUGAGUCCGAGCUGCAGAGUCGUAUUUUGGAACUUCGAAAGAAGCGUGAGCUCGAACGAAAGCGUGAGGAGCUGUUGAAGGAGCGAGCAAAUAUAAUCGAGCAACGCGAAGCGACACUGCGCAAAUUGCGGGAGGCAAUUGCGGCAAAGAAGGCAGCCAUCCUCCAAAAGAAGCAAGAAAUAGCAGAAGACGCCGAUAACAAAAAAGACAACAGUAGUGCGUCUUCUUCGUCGACUUGA